AUGUGGACCACAACGGCUGCACAGCAUGUACCUAGCCUGCUCUACGCAUUGACGGGCGGCUACAAUAUCAUCAGUAUCAAGAUAGUUUCAAGCAAAUCUGACUUUAUCCCUCCACCGCUUCCGCAAAUGCUCGUCAUUGUACUUUCUCCCGCUCGCCAGGCCCUCCCGUCGUCUUCCGUCUCGUCACUUCUGCUGCCAGAGAUCGGACGAAACGGAGAAUUAGCGCGGGGUGUUUCACGUGACAGCCCCGCAAUCCUCGGGAUUGGCCUUGGCAUGCCGGACGAGCAAAAAAAGAAAAAGACCGCAAUUCGCACUGCUCUUCCUCGUCCCACUGCCUGGCCAGAUGACCCCGGUCCAAAGGGAAGCGCCUUGUGGCCGGGAUGUGACUCUCCAUCCCUGAUGGGCCAUCCCAGCUUCUUCCGUUGCCCGGUCAUGUCCACUCCGGGUCUCUGGAAUAACCCUGAUAUUGUCAGACCACUUGAACGGGUUUCUUUGGCGCUUACAGUUUGGACUAGUGAUCCUUUCAACGUCAUCUGUCAACAUCGAGAUAUCCAGAAAGGACAGAGCUGCCUGUCCCAGAAAGACAUAAAAGGCACCUCAAUCCCCCGUCAACGCUCACUUUCUCUUCCUUCCUCAACCGCAAAGCAAUCGAAUUCCAAUCCAAAUACUUCUACCAACACAUUCAACCUUUUAACGUUUUUACGUUUCCAAACCACUCAAUCAACAUGUCUCCCUGCUCCUGCAACUGCUGCUCCGGCAACUGCAACUCCUGCUCUUGCUCCAACUGCAGCCACUAAAUUAACCCGCGGCCUAUGA
This is a messenger RNA of Uncinocarpus reesii 1704, 816 nucleotides long. RefSeq lists its product as uncharacterized. The record is from RefSeq and is a predicted model, not a curated record. Lineage: Eukaryota; Fungi; Ascomycota; Eurotiomycetes; Onygenales; Onygenaceae. Bases 1 to 816 code for a protein of 271 amino acids. The transcript is spliced from 7 exons.